UCUAGCGAGCGCGCACGGCCAUUUAAAGUUCAUUUGAGGUGGUGUCACUGCUAAUUACUAGCUCGAGUUUUCUGGCUUGACCUUGUUGUCGAUUUGGUGGAAGUGAAGCAGAGAACAAGUUGUUUACAGUUUGUGAGACUAAAAGAUGACGAAGUUAAACUGCGUUAAUCUUGACAGGUUUAUGGAGGAGUUUGGUCAUCUAGAACAGAAUUUUAUUGAGGUAAAUGGCAAAAACAGCAUGUUGGAGAUCAUGUUGGAGGACGCCAAUAGACUCGCGAAAUUCUAUAUGACCAAAGAACAUAGUCUAAGCGAGGAAAAAGACAGCCUCCUUGUCACGGUGAGCAGACUACAGCAGACGCUGCAGGAGCAGUGCAACCUCAGAGUGGAGAACGAGAGACUGAAGAGUGAUUUGGUGCAACUGAAACAACAGAAUGAGAAAACAGCGGAGGUUGGAGAGGCUGAAGUUCAGCGACUGAUCAGUGAAAUGCGAGCAGAGGAAGAGAGACACAAGAGGGAGCUAGAGGCUGUGAGACAGCAGAGCCGGAGGGAAGUGGAGAACGUCCACAUGGAGAGUUUCCAUCAGUUGGAAGCUAAAGAUGCCGAGAUAAAAAAGCUGCUGGAGAAAAAGGAUCAGCAUCUGGAGGAGAUGAAGAAGAGGCUGAAGGAUCAGGAGAGGGAGAAGCAGAACGAGCUUCUGAAGUUACAGAUGGAGUUUGGCGCGAAGUUAGCCAGAGUUCAGAGUACAGCUCAGCGGAGUCAACAGCAGCAGCAGCAGCAUGGCUCCAACCUUCUUCCACAGAGCGUCUUUAAGAGGAAGCUUCAGUUUUUCCAGGAGGAGAAGAACAGGGAGAUUGUGGCUCUGCGUCAGAGAAUCUGGGAGCUGGAAGAGAGUCAGCGUGCCAGCAGCCUCACGGACAGCCGUCUGAAGAGGAGAAAGACCUAGAUUGUUCAGAGGCUAAUAAGCUGCUGUCCUGACGGAUAUGCAUGAAUGAAUCUCCUAGAACAUUUUACUGUAGUUCUGUAACACUGUACAAAAAAUGACUUGUGACUUGAAGUCAUUUACAGAACAUGUAGUUAACUCUAAUAGUACGUGUGCAGAGCAAUGCUUCAGUAGCUUUGCAGCUUCGUGGGACUGAUUGAAAGUGACCAGUUCACAAAGAGGACAUUUAACACGUUAAAGGUGCGCUGUGUUCCCGUUUAAGACUUUAAUCCAAUUAGAAACCUGCAGGAGAGGAGGAAGAGGGGAAUGUGGAAGAGAAUGAAGCACGAUUCUGAAUGGAAACACGUGGCUGGAAAACCAUUAGUAUCUUUUCAUUCAAAGAAACCUCUACUAAAGUCUGCUUCCUGUUAUUUAUGUCCAGUGAGAACAUCACACUGACACAGUCAUUCUGCACUUCCUCUUCCUGAACCUUUUUCCCUCGUUUAUUGUUAUGAGCUAAAUUGAUACUGGUAUGACAUUGUCCUCUUUAUUAAAUAAUAGUUAAAGAUUUUUUGACUUCUGAUUUCUGGGUGUCUGGGGAGGAACAGAAGACCUGUUUGACUCCUCUUAAUGUGUGUACACUACAUAUCAAAUACUACUAGCUGUUGAUUAGUUUAUCUUAGCACAACGGCUGGAAACAGGUGGAUAAAUGUUGCCUGGAUCUAUUCAAGCGAAACCAAAUAUUGUACUUGCAUGUAUUUGUAUCUUUAAAUGUCAGUUGUUAACAUGUUGUAUUUUGUUUAACCUUUAGCAUCAUUAGAUUGCCAGCCAGGGGUCGUGUGUUUCUGGCCAAAUAAAAGGUUCCA
Mugil cephalus (flathead mullet) is the source of this 1785-nucleotide messenger RNA. Its product is annotated as coiled-coil domain-containing protein 152-like. NCBI's taxonomy places the organism in Eukaryota, Metazoa, Chordata, Actinopteri, Mugiliformes, Mugilidae. The transcript is spliced from 8 exons. The coding region runs from base 146 to 943 and encodes 265 amino acids. The record is from RefSeq and is a predicted model, not a curated record.